ACAUUUUGUAAAUAUUCGCAGCUGAAAGUUAUAAAGAAGCAAAUAUAAUUAAAAAAAAAAAAUGAUUGAAAUAACUUGUAAUGAUCGUCUUGGCAAAAAGGUGCGCGUGAAGUGCAAUCCUGACGACACUAUUGGGGAUCUCAAGAAGCUGAUUGCCGCUCAAACUGGAACCAAGCACGAAAAGAUUGUGCUGAAGAAGUGGUACACAAUUUACAAAGACCCUAUCCGCCUAUCUGAUUAUGAAAUUCACGAUGGCAUGAAUCUGGAGCUUUACUACCAGUAGUUUAAUUGAACCCAUCGCCAGCCAGGCAAAUUCUUUCUUUUAUAACUGCAACUAAGCUUAGAAAUAAAUAAAAUGAAUUUAUGUA
This is a messenger RNA of Drosophila busckii, 368 nucleotides long. It is a transcript of the gene ubl, whose product is annotated as ubiquitin-like protein 5. The record is from RefSeq and is a predicted model, not a curated record. Gene Ontology annotation, biological process: mRNA splicing, via spliceosome; protein modification process. Gene Ontology annotation, molecular function: protein binding; protein tag activity. NCBI's taxonomy places the organism in Eukaryota, Metazoa, Arthropoda, Insecta, Diptera, Drosophilidae. Gene Ontology annotation, cellular component: cytoplasm; nucleus. The transcript has 3 exons. Bases 62 to 283 code for a protein of 73 amino acids.